Molecule: messenger RNA, 5329 nt
Organism: Mizuhopecten yessoensis (Yesso scallop)
Lineage: Eukaryota; Metazoa; Mollusca; Bivalvia; Pectinida; Pectinidae
Product: contactin-like
Exons: 25
Coding region: 128-3808 (1226 amino acids)
Biological process (GO): cell-cell adhesion
Molecular function (GO): protein binding
Source: RefSeq, a predicted model, not a curated record
UGCUGCUAUUUCCGGCUGGUGAGAUGACCCGUCGUCCGCCAUUAGCAAACAUUGAAAUAAACGAAUACAUUCAAACAGGACAAGAAUAUCUGCAUACAGAGAGGACGGAUUCGGAUGCUGACUGGCCAUGUUCCUUGCGAGCCUCGUUUUGAGUUGCCUGCUGCAGCUGUCGACUCAGGAAUAUCGCUAUUGUCCCGAACCGUGGGUGGCCUACGACACAAAGUGCUACAAGUUCGUGUUCUAUCCAUACCAGGACUAUGACGGAGCUAAAAGGAUGUGUGGGGUGGACGGAUCUUCCCUUCUCAGCGUUAACAGUAUCUCAGAACACAACUUCAUCAGCAACUGGCUGGAAAAUAACGACGUAGGCGCCUAUCGUUGGUUCACAAGCGGUAUUAUUUACGACAUGGCGACUGGAGACCUACAGUGGAAAGGGGACGGUACGAGAAUCCAGCCAGCAGAUCAGUACUGGCUUAAUGUCCAGGAAAUGUUCAGACCGGGCCUUCACAUCGUCUACACGUACGCGGUGCUUGGAUACCUUUGGGGACGCGAAGUAGAAUCUUCACAACUUCCCUACAUCUGUGAAAUCAUCAUGAACGAGGCGUAUCGGAUAGCUCAAACCCAAAGAGACUACGCUUAUGGUACGGGGCUCACUGACCCCGUGUUGGCUCCUCGUGGUCCGGACAUGAUCAUUCAACCCACGAGUUUAGUGGCCGUCGGAGAGGCCGUUAGUGCUAGCUUUGAGUGUGUCGCCACCGGGAACCCCGCCCCAACUUACACCAUCGUUUUCAUCGACGAACAGAACAACCGAACUGUUAUUUCACCGGAAGUAGAUCCUAGGUACACAAUAACAAACGGAAAGGUCACGAUACAACACCCAAACGAGAGAAAUGAUUCCGGAACGUACCAGUGCAUUGCUGAGAACAAAUUCGGAAGUAUCUUAGGAAAUACAAUGUAUUUUACAUUCGGAAGCCUCGGGAGCUUCUCAAAUGUGGACAGGGCACCAGUUGAAGUUUUCUCUCAUGAAAGUGCUCAAAUCGAAUGUGAUCCGCCAAUAAACAAACCAGCGAUAACAUACCAGUGGCUGAGGCGGAGGACGGGAUCGUACGUUCGGCCUGACCUGACUCCCUACAUCUUUAUCUCGCGGAAUGGUAAACUGUAUUUCUCGGUUGUUUCGAAAAACGACGAGGAUGAGUACUUUUGUAUCGUGGAACUGACGUCUAACAAUGGAGCCGUCAUCGGAACCAACCAACCACCGAGCCGAACCAGCCUCCCCAUACAGCUUACCGUCACACAACAAGUGGAGAGUCUUUGGGGACCUGAGAUAGUUAACGAAUUCCCGGCUGUGUAUCCAUCUCGACCUGUUAGAGGACAGAAUCUCUACCUGGAAUGUUUAGCCUAUGGCAGCAUGCCGAUAGAAUACUCCUGGAGUCGGGAGAUCCUGCCCAUGCCGAGGACGGUCAGAAUUCUAGAUCACAACCGGGUCCUGCUGAUAGAGGGCGCGCAGAUCGAGGACGGUGGGACCUACACUUGUCAUGCUACACGGGGAUUCGGUAUCAGAGUGGAGAAGUCGUUUAAUUUCACCAUAGAAGCUAAGCCAUUCUUCAGUUACCCACUUAGCGACCGACACGUAGAUAUCGGGAGUCAGCUGACCUGGAGGUGUGAAGCAAAGGCAUAUCCCACGCCAACCUACACUUGGUAUAAAAACGGAGUCAAGCUUUCGAACGUCCCAGGGGAGAUAAAUAUCGUGAAAAACGUCAUGCGUAUUAACAACAUCGACCCUGAAAAACACAACGGGAUGUACCAGUGUUCAGCGACCAAUGUUUACGGGGAGGUGUUCACUGAGGGACAACUACGAGUGCUGGCAUUCCCACCUACAUUCGUAAAACGACCAUUGGAAGAACGCAUGUUCGCAGCAAUAGGCGGAAAUGCAACUAUAAUAUGUGAUCCAGAGGCGGCGCCGUUUCCGACUUUUACAUGGCGUAGGAAUGGAGCUGACCUCGGUCUGAGCCAUGGUGACAUGACGUCACGGAUUCGUAUGCUGCAGAAUGGUAACCUGUUUAUACAAAAUGUCGCACAAGGUGACGCCGGUCUUUAUCUAUGUUCGGCCGAAAAUACCUACGGUUCUGCAUCCAGCUCAGGGACACUCUAUGUCACAUCUAGUACAGUUAUCAACGUAUUGCCCCAGCCAACGUCUGUUUACGUCAACAACACGGCGUUCCUCGCGUGCAGCGCCUCCGUGUCCGAGGCGAUUGAGUUUAUCCAGACCUGGACCUUUAAUGAAGAGCCUAUUGAUCUCGACAACGAUCUGAACUAUGCAUUGGGAGCAUCGCAAAACAUCCAAGGUCUUUACAUACGGCACGCCCAGUUCAAGCACUCGGGGGAUUAUGAAUGCGUCGUCAUGACAACAAUGGACAGGUCAAGUGCAAGCGCUCGUCUGACUGUUUUAGGCCCGCCUGGGCCUCCUGCUGGAGUGUAUGCCGACCCAACCACCAUCACGACGAAUGCCGUGCGCAUUAAGUGGAGUGUGGGUGCCCUGAAUGGCCUUCCUGUGGACUUUUACAUGGUAGAGGCUAGGACGGAGCUGGGACACACAUGGACCGUUGUAGUACCAUUUAUCGCCGACAUUAACACAAUUGUACCCGGGAGUAACAAACACGUGAUAGAGGUCACAGGUCUGAAGCCAGGCGUGGGGUACAUUUUUCGCGUAUCGGCAGCCAACUCCCUAGGGAUUGGGGAACCAAGCAAGCCAUCCGAUAUAUUUCAGACGCUUCAGGCCGCCCCAUCUGUGGCCCCAGCCAAUGUAGGGGGUGGGGGAGGGAGUGUCGGGGACCUCACCCUCACUUGGUUGCUAUUGGCUGAUGAAGAUUGGGGCGGAGCAGCGGUAUCGUACACUGUGUACUGGCGCGCCGCGGGGAGCACUAGUGAUGCAUCCUGGGUAAAGGAGACACUGAACUCUCCAGAUGUCGGCAAACACGUGCAAACCAUUGGGCAAGAAUAUUAUUAUUCACCAUAUGAGGUCAAAGUUCAGGCACACAACGAGUUCGGCAAGGGUCCAAACUCCUCCAUCGCUUUGGUCUACUCCGCCGAGGAUUUGCCAGUAGCUGUAGCCACGAACAUCCAAGCUUGGCGACAUAAUUCCACGGCCAUCUUGGUGGUGUGGGACCCUAUUCCAGAUGAAAGGGAAAUAAUGCGGGGAAAAUUACUCGGAUAUCAGGUGAAUUACUUUGAGAGGAAUGACUCCAAUCCCAUCAUAAAUUCGAUCAGCUGGAGGACCACCGAUCCCCAGGGCCUCGUCAUCGGACUAAUGCCUUACACGUGGUACACUUUCGACGUCCAGGUCCUCAACACGGCCGGGAUGGGACAAAUCAGUGAAAAGAUCCACCAACGUACCUACCAAAACGCUCCUCUAUUGUACCCGACCGAGGUUCACGUACACUCACAUGGGGCCAACAGUGCUCUGGUGACGUGGAGGGGCGUGUCAACGGGUGUUUACGAGGAACCUCUCCAGGGGUUCAAGGUGCGAUACUGGCUGAGCAAUGACAAUAUAAGGACAGCUAAAGACGUGAUUGUGGACAAGGUAGAUCAGACGGUCAUCUACGGCCUGGAGAAGGACAAUCUGUAUAAGUUACGUAUCCUGGGAUACAGCCAGGGAGGUGACGGUAAUCUCGGAGAGACGGUCUACUUUACGCUAGGUGGGAUGGUUUACGUCGACCCGUCGGUGUCGGAGAUUCGAGCGUCGGCCGACCGAUCGACGUUGUCAAUUACAGCUCUCUUAAUAAGUGUCAUGUCUGCCAUAGUGUUAUUAUGAUAUAUGCGACUCUAAGUCAGUUACGGCAGGCUUUCCCAGAACAUUAAAACAAGUCCAAUCGUUUGGAAGUAAACAUAUACAGUUUCCGUACAGUGCUGCCUUAAUUCUAUUAUGAUACAUCUUGUGACAUAGGAAACAUCAAAGUGACGAUCAUAUUUAUCUGACCAUCAAAAACUGACAAUUUGAGUGAUCUGAAGUUUUGUAGUCGUCAUAACAUUUGCAUAAUGAGUUCACGGUUUACUCUGAUUCAGAUCGGGAAACAAAAGAAUCAGGUUUGCGAUAGUUCGGUCAUAGUCGGUGCAUCAGAUGUAUACAAAGUGUCUGUGUCCACACACGGUUUUUAUACUGCAUGUGUCCUAUUCCGUACAAUGUGCUUUUUUUAAUUCGAUAAUUGCAUUUUGUGUCAUGUAUGUCUGUAGAAUGUUAGUCAUUAAAUGACAACAGUAGAGUAAUGUCCAUAGAUAACGAGAGAUAAUCAACUGUUAUCCUACUGUAGCACGAUAGGGACAAAUAGAUCGGAUUCUUGUAUCGGAAUGUAAUGCGGUGCGUUGUUCACUGCAAAAUCGGCUGUUAUUUCGAUGCUUGAUGUCAAUUUAUCGUUUAGAUCCGUGGUUUUGUAAGCCGAAUCCAUUUCCUUUAUCACGAACUACUUUUGUUUUUGUCUUUUUUCUCUCUUAGCUAUUGACUGUUGUAUUCAGUAUCAAGAUAUCCCUAUAGAAUGGUAUAAUUUGAUAAUUGUGUGACUUAAUUUCUUAAUGACGAAAUAAUAUAAAUAUUUUCCUAUUAUUAUCAUAACAAUCUGUGACAGUGUACUUUGCCGCAGAUGAAAGUAGUUCUUUGUCAAGAUAUAUACUAUCAUACGUGUUUAUAGAUCGAAUCAUUUCAUGCGCUCAAACAACACUAUUCCAUGUUUGGAAAAAACGUCGUUUACACAAUUUCCGUCGUAAUUACGCUUUCCCCAAGUAACUAAAACUCACAAACUGUAUCUGUGUCAUCUGUGUCAUAUAAUUCUAAAAAUAACUCCAUCAAAGUUUUUGUUUAUUAUAAGACAUAUGCUAGCAAUUAAUUUCUUCUAAUGUACGCAACGGUACUUUUUAUCCACUGCAUAGAUUUUCCGUUUUUUACGCUACUAAUUCCAGAACUUUUCUGACGCAGCAAUUGUGUCGUGCUACUUUAAAAAUGUGAUUAAUACAAAACAAAUGUAAUGGUUUUACCGUUGAAUACCAUAUAUAUUUCAUGAUUUAGGUAGAAUUUACCGGUAUUUUCACCUGUGCUUCGCACUUGGGAAAAUAUUGAUAUCAGUCUGCCGUAUUCGUUAUAUAAUAUAUGUAGCAUAUAUUUCUGCUACAUCUUGUAUUCAUUGGGAAACCAUCAAUUAUUUUCUAUCCAUUAAUGUAACUUAAAAUGAAAUAUUUAACCAAGAAGACAUUCCUCGUACUCCACAGCAAAAUGAAUUGAAUAGUUUUUUUUACUAAUUUCUUCUAUUUUUCAGGUCCACCCAAGCCUGAGUCCACAUUUGAU